Seriola dumerili (greater amberjack) is the source of this 1365-nucleotide messenger RNA. RefSeq names its product family with sequence similarity 192 member A (gene psme3ip1). NCBI's taxonomy places the organism in Eukaryota, Metazoa, Chordata, Actinopteri, Carangiformes, Carangidae. Gene Ontology annotation, cellular component: nucleus. The record is from RefSeq and is a predicted model, not a curated record. The coding region runs from base 78 to 911 and encodes 277 amino acids. The transcript has 7 exons.
CGAGUAUUGUGAUGGGACAUUUUUUAGAGUGACACAAAACGUCAUUGAUUUGUAGCAGUAUCAUAUCGACUGUUGCAAUGGCAGGGGGAGGGGCAGCGGGUGUCGACCUCAGCAGGAAAUUUGUGUCGGAGUCAGAGCUUGAUGAGAGGAGAAAGAAAAGACAGGAGGAAUGGGAGAAAGUCAGGAAACCUGAUGACCCAGAGGAGGCCCCAGAGGAGGAGUAUGACCCACGUUCCCUCUUUGAGCGACUGCAGGAGCAGAAAGACAAGAAGCAGGAGGAAUAUGAAGAGCAAUUCAAAUUCAGGAACAUGGUGAGGGGAUUGGACGAGGAUGAGUCCAGCUUCCUGGACGAGGUCUCCCGGCAACAGAGCCUGGUGGAGAAGCAACGCAGGGACGAGGAGAAGCAGGAACUGCUGGAAUACAGAAGCGCUCUAGUGAAGCAAGCAUCUGCCGAAAGCCGCAAAGAGCCUGAGAAGAAGACAGCACCAAAACUUUCAGGGUCAGAGCAGAGGACCAGCCACCUGUCUCAGGCCCAUUUAUUGGCUGGAGCUGUCAAGAGACGCAGUUCCUCCCAGUCAUCAGACACCAGUAAGAAACAGAAGGUGGAAAUCACAACGGCAACGACAGGAAAUGGAGACAGACACACAGAACAGGAGGGAGGAGCAGGAGGAGGAGCAGGGGGAGCUGAAGAUAAACAAACACUCCCUGGCCUGACGGCGAAGACACCUUCGGCUCCCCUGAGCUCCGGUCAAGGCGUGUUACACCUGCCGUCAGCAGCCGUGUGCGUCGGUGUUUUACCAGGACUGUGGGUUUAUUCUGGCAGCAGCGACUCUGACAGCAGCUCGGACAGCGAAGGUAGCGUGGACGCAAUUAUGUUGCCGUACCCCCGGCACAGCAGGGCUUACAGAUAGGCACACAACAGCAUCCUCGCACACACAACCUCUGAAGCAUGUUUGCCUGCCUUUUAGAAUGGUCUGCAAACAGUCAGAAAAGGUAACCUCACACACACAGACAGAUUAAAGGUCAUACAUACACACUGUUACAGAGGUACACACAAAGCAGAGCCUACAGAAGUGUAACUGCAGGCUACACAAGUUUAUAUCACAUUAGAGUCAAACACUGGCAACACACACACCAAGCAAAUAUUUUCAGUAUUCCUGUUGUUUUCACAGCUGUGAGUUGAACUGUUGCUCUUUGUCGCCAGACAAAGUUCAGCCCAGUAGUAUAAUCUUAACAAACAGUAAUAUUUAAACCAAUUUAAACUCUAUUCUGAACUAAAUCUGUGUAUCUAUUUGUGUUUUUUUUUUUUGCUAUUGUGGCACUCAAACAUGACACCUCCACCCUUCCUUCCCUUAAUCACAUCUC